UGCCUUUACCAAGUGGAAAUGUAGCGGGAGCUUCACCAAGUCCGUCUGGAUUUCCAUCUCCUUCCUUACCUGGCUUCGGUGGUGUCCCAUUACCAUCUUUACCUGGUGGUAGUCCAGGAUCUUCUAGUGUGUCAGGGUCUUUUAAUGGUAAUCUGCCUUCUGGAUCAACUGCGGCUGGAGGUACUACUCAAGGAGCUGCAACUACUGCGGCUGCAGGCGCUACUACUCCUGCAGGUGCUACUACUGCAGCUCCAGGCGCAACCACUGCUGCUGGCGCCACUACGCCCGCAGCUAGUGCAACCGCGCCAGCCGCUGGUGCAACUACAGCUGCCGCUGGUGCAACUACACCUUCAGCUGGUGCUACAACUCCGGCAGCAGCAACAACAGCCCGCUGCUGGUGCAACCACCCCUGCAGCUGGUGCAACUACACCUUCCGCUGGUGCAACUACGCCAGCCGCUGGUGCAACUACGCCCGCCGCUGGUGCAACCACCGCUGCUGGUGCAACUACCCCCGCAGCUGGUGCAACUACCCCUGCCGCUGGUGCAACUACACCAGCCGCUGGUGCAACUACCCCAGCCGCUGGUGCAACUACACCAGCCGCUGGUGCAACUACCCCCGCUGCCGGAGCUACGACACCUGCAGCUGGUGCAACUACCCCAGCCGCAGGAGCUACAACACCAGCCGCUGGUGCAACUACCCCAGCCGCUGGUGCAACUACCCCCGCCGCUGGUGCAACCACGCCUGCCGCUGGUGCAACUACCUCUGCGUCAGGUGCAACUACCGCAGCCGCAGGUGCAACUACCGCUGCCACUGGAGCAACUGCCCCCGCUGCAGCAUCAACUGGCGCACCUACUGGUUCUUUCCCAUCCAUAUCUGGAACUGGAGGCUUUAAUGCCCCAUCUCUUGGAUCGCCAUCUUUACCUAGUUUUCCUAAUUUAUCUCCUCCCAAUCUACCUAAUCCUAUGGAUGCUUUGGGAUCUAUGACUUCUAAUCCAGGAAACGCACUGCCGAUUUCACAAGUCCAAUCUGCUGUCAAUCCUGGACAGUUCAGCUCUGGUCUUCCAACUGGAAGUCUACCUGGAAACCUGCCAUCACAGGCUCAAAGUGUAGCUGCCUCCAGUGCUCAAGCUAUUUCUGGUGCUGUACCUACAGGGGCAGUAGCAUCGGCAUUCAACCCUCAAUCAGGUUUACCGUCUGCAGGAAGCGGCUUCCCAGACCUAAGCGGAGCUGCUCAACAGUUUGCAGGAAAAGCAAAUAACGUGGCAGGAGCAGCCAAUCAAUUAGCUGGCAGUUUCGUAGGUGCCGCCCAGGAUAUCACCGGCAAGGCAGGCAAUCUUGCAGCAUCCAUAGGCGGAUUCUUUGGAUAAAGAAACGAACGAGGAAGAGAAAUAAUAUAUAAACUAAGUUAUAUAAAUAUUGUAUUUAAUUAUAUUCUGUAGUAUAAUAAUAUUCUGUAAUAAAUUAUUCUAGUA
Spodoptera frugiperda (fall armyworm) is the source of this 1473-nucleotide messenger RNA. Its product is annotated as ice-structuring glycoprotein-like. The coding region runs from base 145 to 1368 and encodes 407 amino acids. The record is from RefSeq and is a predicted model, not a curated record. The transcript has 6 exons. NCBI's taxonomy places the organism in Eukaryota, Metazoa, Arthropoda, Insecta, Lepidoptera, Noctuidae.